This is a messenger RNA of Lolium rigidum, 464 nucleotides long. Its product is annotated as DNA topoisomerase-like protein cin-4. Gene Ontology annotation, molecular function: DNA binding; ATP binding; DNA topoisomerase type II (double strand cut, ATP-hydrolyzing) activity. Gene Ontology annotation, cellular component: nucleus. The transcript is spliced from 2 exons. Bases 30 to 464 code for a protein of 144 amino acids. NCBI's taxonomy places the organism in Eukaryota, Viridiplantae, Streptophyta, Magnoliopsida, Poales, Poaceae. Gene Ontology annotation, biological process: sister chromatid segregation; DNA topological change; resolution of meiotic recombination intermediates. The record is from RefSeq and is a predicted model, not a curated record.
CAUCUAGUACACGAAUUGUUUUAUUUGGCAUGGCCUUGACACCGGAGUUGCAGUGGUCAGUCCCUUCUGCGAUUGAUGGGCUCAAUCAAGGCCAGAGGAAGAUUUUGUUUGCCGCAUUCAAGAAAAAGCUUGUUAGAGAGGCUAAGGUCUCUUGGCUCGCUGGAUAUGCUGUGGAACAAGCAGCAUACAACCAUGGUCAGCAGAGUGCCGAGGAUACAAUAAUCAGCAUGGCUCAUGAUUUCGUGGGCAGUAACAACUUAAACCUCUUGAUGCCCCUUGGUCUAUUUGGUAGUAGGUAUCAGGGAGGCCUGGAUAAUGCUGACGGUUGUGACUUGUUUACAUGUUUAUCCCUUGUGACACGCCUUCUGUUCCCUGAGGCGGAUGAUAUUUUGCUUAACAAUUUGGAAGAAUCUGGACGCUCUGUUGAACCCAUAUGGUACUGCUCUCAGAACAUUAAUAUUUGA